Ziziphus jujuba (common jujube) is the source of this 3195-nucleotide messenger RNA. RefSeq lists its product as uncharacterized. The record is from RefSeq and is a predicted model, not a curated record. Bases 574 to 2700 code for a protein of 708 amino acids. Lineage: Eukaryota; Viridiplantae; Streptophyta; Magnoliopsida; Rosales; Rhamnaceae. The transcript has 4 exons.
GAGUAAUGUAGGUGUCAAAGAGUGCGAGAGACCGAGUUGUGGGUGGCCAUUAAGCCAUAUAUCGUCAUCUUAGUAAUUUCUUUACUCGUUUCAAUUCCCAAUGAAAGAGAAAGAGAGAGACUUUGGUUAUGGGUUUUUGUGUUGGUAAAACUUGGGAGUGAGUGUGAAAAACUAAAAGAUAAAAAGUGAGAGAGUGAUAAAAAAUAAUAUAUAUAUAUAUAUAUCUAUAUCUAUAACCAACAAAGACCCUUUUCUUGUACUUAAUUCCUCAAAUCAAACUUGGGCUGUUUUAUGCUUCCGUGGAUCCGCUUUUCUCGCUUUUCUUUCAUGAAAUGCAGCAUCCAAAUCCCAUGAGCUUUAUUUCUACUUUUUUUCUUUCUACAAACUAGCUAGCUCACAUACCCACACUCUCUCUCUCUCUCUCUCUCUCUAACUAAACUGAUUUCUUGAGACUGCCAAGUCUCUGUCAUUUUCAUUCCUCUCCAUUUUCUUCUGCUUGGAAAAGCUUUUUCUUUCUAUAUUUCAUCGAUCUUUGUUUGUCUUUUGAAAAGCAAGAGAGAGGUUUUAGUAGUUAUGGGCAAGGAAUGGCAUUGGGGUGGAAGGUCCUCCAAGAGAGGUGGAGUUGGAGGUGGUGCUGCAGAUAGAGAUGCUACUUCUUCCGGUUGCAUGAGUGCUGUUUUUCAGUUCUUCGAUUUUCAUCAGUUUCAGUUCCCUUUACACCACCAGCAACCUUCCUUCAAUCCCACCUCUUUCCCACUCGAAGACCCCACCUCUCCCAAAGGUGUUGAAGCACCAAGGAACAGCUUGAAGUCUGAUGACUCUUCAUUGUCAUCUAUCAUAGAAGAAAAAGAAAAUUUAAAUAUCCCGAUGGGUAUUCAAAUCAAAACAUACGGAACAAAACCAAGAGCUUCAAAUGAUUUAUGCUCAGAUACUAGCAGUUCUCCAGGGGCAAAAACACCAAAUUUGGUAGCAAGACUAAUGGGUCUUGACCUUCUUCCUGAUAAUUCCCACUCACCCACUUUUCAUGCAACGACACCAAAUCCACUCUCCAAGUCACACUCCCACUCUCAUCGGUUUCGCCAACCCCUGCAUAGUAAAUCAAGACAAUCAAUGGAAGGCGAUAGUAAUGCAGGCAGUCGUUCACUACCAGAAACUCCGAGGAUAUCGUCGGCGAGAAGAUCAGACGUGGAUCAUCACCGUCUUUCUCUUCAGAUCAAUAAAGAAAAUGUAAGCGUGGUUGAGGAUUUGGACUUCUCUCGUUUGUCAUAUUUAAGAAGGAAGGAACUUAGAAUUGAAGAUGAGAGUAGAAGCCCAGGUCAUUAUGCUAGGCAAAUUGUCAAACAGGUUAAAGAAAGUGUAAGCAGGAGAGCUGGUAUGGACAUUACCAACACUGUAAGGAACAGAGACCAAUGCAGAGCUGAGCUUGUUAACCAUCUCAGAUCCAAGAAAGCUUCAAAGGGUUUCUCAAAAAUUGCAGAUGAAGCAAGUCCAGGAAAGCAUUCAACUCCUUCUUGCUCUCCAAGGCUGAGAUUCAUGGAGUCGAAAAGUAAUAAUAAACCCAGCAAUACAGCAGUCUCAUCGGCAAAAGAUCAAACACUUCAAGCGCAGUCAAAAUCAAUGUCAUCUUUUUCGGCAUCACGGGUCAAUUCUUAUUCCCAAACCGUUAAAGUGUGUGCGAAGCCAAAGCCUCAGCCAUUGCAAGAGAAACAAGUAGUAGUGCAGCAGGUAUCAAUUCAGAAAUGCAAAAAGACGAAAGCCCGUGAAGGGUUUGGUACGAGGGUGAAGAAACAGGAAGAAUCAUUUGUUCGUCCAUCAACAGCGAACAGAGCCAACAUUCCUGACAAGAAUUGCAAGAAAACCCCGUUAUCGAACAAUCUCGUUAACUUCAAUCAUGUCCCUACUCUUCUUCUUCCACUCAAGAAAUGUCCCUCCCCUCCAGCAACCAAAAUUCGUCAAAAACAACAGCUAGAGAUGUAUGAAGCCCAACAAUCGAACCGUAGCUCACAGUUACCUAGGACCCCGAGCCAAAAGUACGAACAAGAAGCGACACAUGGGCUCGAAACCCAAGACACCAACGGCGGCGACAUCUUUAACGGUGGUAAUUCCUCCUCCACCACCUCCACAAGCGGUGGUGGAGCGGAACUCAGUCACUCACUCCACCAGUACAUUACCAAAAUACUUAGCCGUACUGGUAUACAAUGUGAAACCCCAGUGUCCUUCACCAAAUGGUUCUCUCCUUCUCAUCCUUUGGACCCUUCAAUUUUUUACUACCUCGAACAAUAUUACUCUACAAAUGGGUUCUCAAUUUCAUCCACAAAUAACACCCAAUUGAAUCUCCAAUGCAAUCGGAGGUUACUGUUUCAAGUGGUGGAUGAAAUCUUGGUACAAAUUCUGAAGCCCCAUUUGAACAUGAAGCCGUGGGUUACUACUACUACUACUUCAACUACUCGCUCCUCCGAAUAUAAUAUCAUGCAGGGGUCAGAGUUAAUAGAAGCACUUUGUUUGAGAAUUAAGAGGUUUCCAUGCGCAGAUUGUCAAGUCCUGGAAGACAUUGAUGAGCUGAUUGACAAAGAUUUGCCGGAAAUGAAAGCCCAAAACGCAAUGGCGUUUGAGGAAGAAGGAGAAGGUGUUGUAAACGAGAUAGAGAAGCAUAUACUGGAUACCCUUGUACAUGAAACGGCUCUGGUCAUGGUUGUGUAAACGUUUCCACACAGAAACGACGCCGUUUUGUUGUUGAGCCUCACAGGGUGGGUUUGGGGAGAGAGAGAGAGAGAGAGAGAGAGGUGUGGUGUGGGUCACAUGAGCCAUUCACGUGAUGAGAUGCUAUUCGUCGGGGGUGUGGUGGGACCCUCACUUCACCAGAUUGGGACUUGUAAAGGUGGGUUUUGAGUUUGACAUGUGGCAUAGAACCCCCCCGACAACACUGGCCCUCUCAUUGUUUCUCAAACGACAAUGUUGCCAGAGGAAUCCAUUCCCUUCUCCCCGUUCUCUAUAUCUUGUUCAAACUUUUUUUUUUCUUUUUGCUUUUUUUUGGGAUAAUAUAUAAUUUUUUUUCCUUUACUUUUCUAAACUUCAAAUAACUCAAAAUUAUGCUUCGGUUAAAGUAGUAGCUAGAGAACCUGUAUUUGCUUGAUCUAAUUAUACUUGGUAGCCAUGUACUAAAUCCUAUGUUGUGAAUGAAAAAAAAAAAAAAAA